Messenger RNA from Linum tenue, 672 nucleotides. Lineage: Eukaryota; Viridiplantae; Streptophyta; Magnoliopsida; Malpighiales; Linaceae. The record is from the annotation of a GenBank genome assembly.
AGACCGAAAAAGAACUCAAAGCCCAACAAUGAGGGAGAAGGAUCAUCAAAGCAGCCACCGGAUGAACAACAACCAGAGGAACAACCCGUGAGGAAGAAAUCCAAAACUGUUGCACCAAAAUCUGCAGCGAAAUCUCGUGAAGCAGCUGGAUCAUCACAGCAGCCGCCGGAUGAACCACCACCAAAGGAACAACCCUGGAUGAAGAGAACGAAAAUGGUUGCAUCGAGAUCUCGUCAAGGAGAAAAAUCAAGGCAGCCGCCGCCUGCUAUUCCAGAAGUUGAGGAGGAAGAUGAGGAAGAAGAUGAUGAGGGAGAGGGUCCCUGCGGCUCAUAUUUCAGAUUUCGUGGGUCCACCUAUUCCCUCUUCAAAAUUAUAAACUACUGGAAAGAAGAUGCUGAAUACUAUGCAGCCUGCAAGAAAGAAGUCGAGAAGGCAGGAUUCAGGGGCCUAUUGGAGCUUCGCAUGCCGAAGAUACCCAAUGUCUUCAUGGACGACUUGAUGGCUGCUUAUGACUCCUCAUCCAGUACUUUUGUUUUUGGGGAAGGAGACUCGAAGAAGGUCUUCGACUUCACAGCUGAGGAUGUGGCACGUGUCUACGACCUUCCUCUCGGUGGGGCUGUGAUUGAUUUGAAGAACGUUGAGGGGGGGAUGCUUGAUAGUUUCAGCGAGGAA